AUGGUGUCAGUGAUCGUCAUGGAUCUCGAGACUCGACCGCGAUUUCAUGGAAACGCGCGAUAUUCAACGAUGCUGGUGAUCGGGUUGUCGACGGUGAUGUUGACGGUCAUCGUCGUCGCCACUCCUUUUCUCGACGCUGUACAAGAGAUGUCCUGCUGUUCUUUGGCUACCGGAUCUUGUCGCAAUGUCUGCUCCAAGAUCUCGCUGGUGGCGUUGGGAGCAGAAGCAGAGGCAAGGGAGAACGCGACGCGACGCUUGCUGGAGUUCUGUUCCCUCGAGCUGAUGGUAUUCUGGGGCUGCGUCAACAUGACUCUGAACGAGGUAAAGAGAUACGAGAAUUGGACUGGCAGGGGUUGCUGUCACUUAGCGCUGAAUCCAAUAUGCCGAUCAACGUGCGCUCUCUCCGGAUCCAGAAGGGAUCUGAACGUAUCCUGCCGGCCGAGCGACGAGCCUGAAUUCUUCUCCUGUUUGGAAAAGCGAGAGGAAGCUGAACACUGUUGCAGCAACGUAUCCGACGACACCUGCAGAACAAUUUGCCAGGAUUUGUUCUACAAGCCCGGAAAGAUUUCAAAUCUCAAGUUGUACAGUAGCAAGGGAUGCUUCCAUCAGAUUCCAAGGUGCUUGAAAACCGUGGCCGAGGCGAAACACGCCGAAGAUCCGAAACAACAUCUGCAUUGCUGCAACGUGGCUAGCAGCCCAGCCUGUCUCGAAACGUGCAGGAAGAUCCUGCAUACGGCGACGACCGACCAAGAGAUCAUGGACGCGUUGACGGACAAGUGCAGACCGGUUCUACCUCAGUCGCCGUUUUGGAGUUGUCUGCUCAAGUCUGGCUCGUCGAAGCCAGCUCGCCUACCUCUAGAUGCGGGCAAAUUGUCGUGCUGCACCAAAGCAACCAAGCCAUCGUGCCAGAAUCUGUGCUGGAGAGCGUUCCAAGCGGACUGGGAGUCCGCGUGGCUUCAACUCGACGCAGAGUGCCUGUCGUCCAGCCUGGAAGGAGAACUGAGACGGUGUCUCGAGGAUACCGACGAUCCGUGCGAAAUGGGCUGCUCCGGGCUGUCCUAUUGCACCCGAUUCAACGACAGGUCGACGACACUCUUUAGGAGUUGUUCGGCCGCGGCUGACGAGGCAGCUAAAUUGGAAGCUGAUCACUGGGCCAGAGGUGGAAUCGUUCGUGGAUUAGGUGUGCCUGUUCGAGCCGCCGCUUCCUGCCCGCCGGAAACUUUACGCGCAGCCGCGUGCUUAUUGCAGCUGAGACCGUGCGAAGCCAGAAUCCACGAGACGAGACUUUGUCGAGAAGAUUGCCUCGAACUGAUGGCCAGUUGCGUGGACUGGUCGGCCAUUAACGGUCCCCAUACGGCAGCCACAUUGUGCGCCAAGCUCUCGCCAGCUAGAUCCGAUGCCUCUUGCGUUUCUCUGAGACCCUUUUUAGAGGAUGCCCAAGAUAACGAGUCGGUGAUUCGCCUCGAGGAGGACAUCGUCACUCCUUGUAGGAGUAACCCUUGCGCUCACGGUGAAAUCUGCCAGCUGCUUCAUUUCACCCGACAGGCGUACCGUUGUCUACCAGCUUGUUCUCUCGGAGAAAUGUCGAAACAGUUGGUACCCGUGGGAUCCUGGGUACAGAUACCAAGGUACGACCAACAGGGUUGUCUGCGAAUCUGCCAAUGCACGGUCCACGGUUUGGAGAAAUGCAGAACCUUAAACUGCUACAAAUUCAACUCUUGCUGGGUGCAUGACCGUUUCGUCGCUCACAAAGCCAACUUCUAUCUGGAAUGUAAUCCCUGUCACUGUUUCGAGGGCGAGUUCACGUGUUCGAAGAAGAAUUGCGGCGAGAUACGCGUACCUUCGUUGCCCUGUGACUGUCCGGCUCAUUACGUCCCCGUUUGUGGAAGAUUAGGCUUCACUUUUGCAUCCGGUUGUCUGGCAAAGUGUUCCGAGAUGUCCGCGAACGAAGUAGAAUUCGGUAGCUGUUCCUCUCGCGACCCGUGCGCGUCCAAUCCUUGCGACAGCACGGAAAAAUGCGUCCCGAGAACCAGAGUGUGCUUGUCCAGGCUUCAGAAAUCUUGUCGCCAAUACGAAUGCGUACCUCUCGAUUGCGAUCCCCGAGACGAGGCCAACGGUCCGGUUUGCGACAAGGAAAACCGCCAACAUCGCUCCAUGUGCGCCAUGAUUCGAUCUGGGGCCAGUUUGGGCUACAGAGGACAUUGUCUAGAAGGGUGUAGCUUACGUGGUCCCGUUUGCGGUACCAACGGAGAGAUCUACGCGAACGAGUGCGCAGCGUGGGCGGAAAGGACGGUGGUGGAUUACUUUGGUCGUUGCGUGGCUGUCGGGUUGAUAGGUGAUCAAGCCAAGCCUCGUUGCGGCGAUUUAGUACAAUGUCCUCGGUUAAUCGAGCCAUACUGCGUUGGAGUCACACCCCCCGGUGCCUGUUGUCCUGUCUGCGGUGGGGCGGCUAAGCUCUUUUAUUCUAAAAAACAGUUGGAUAGGAUAUACUACACGAUGGACGAGGACGUGGACAAAGAUUCGGUCGCGCUCGAGGUCCUCUUGUCAGCUCUAGCACGACAGAUCCAAGUGGCACAGUGCGUUCUUCGAGGCAUGAUGACGCCAGACCUCGACAUAUUCGUUAUAGUACAGCCUACGUCGAAGAGACCUUCGCCGCUGCAGCUACGAGCUUGCGUGGCUGAGACUGAGAAACUAGUUACCAGAAUUUCGGAGAGGAGCCCCAGGAUCACGACGGAAGUACUGUUAGGCGCGCUCACCAGAGCGGAAAUUGCUCAUAGCUACAUAUCAAGUGCCAUGACCAUCGGGGGAAACGCUGCGCGGCUCUUACUUGCAAUUCUCCUUUACGCUAUAGUUUCGUGACAACCGAGACACAUACGGAAACGUACAAGCGUAUAGGAGACACGUCGGCUGAUCGCGAUAAACGGCCGAUUCGUUCGUCGCAUUUUUCAAACGCGUUAAAGCAUUUCUUUUACCUAGCGGCGUUACCGUUCGUCGCGGUAUCGUCGAGUCCAUGACUGUGAUUCCUCUAGUGCCUAACGUAACGUACAGAAAAGUAGCGUGUAUUUUUCGUCUAUCUUUUAAUAUUGCCAAAGAAAACGGAGUACGUGGAACAUGUACAAAGACACAUAAUUACCCAGGCAGGAAUACGCCGCUAAACGAUCGUUAAAGGAUGAUUAUGCUGGCCGUUGUAAGCUGUAAAUAAAGUUUCAGUCCUGACUUAAGUUACCAAAACAAAGUGGCGAUUGAUCGUUACGUUAUAUUCUCCGUGAAUACAAUAAUACAAUGGAUAAAAAAGGUCAAGUCUGUCGAGCGGCCCAAAUUAUUUAUUCUCUUGUCCCACAAUGUGAGUUUCGCGUGCCUUUUGUUCGAAAAUCUUAAUUAUUUAAUUACGAUGGUUAAUCAAUUUGGACCGCUGGCAAAUACUUUCGUUCACUGAAUCGGUACUCCGUAAACCGUCAAGCAGCUCUUUUGAACAUUAUUGUACCGUUAAAUACAAAGUGUUUCGCAGAGACUUUCUGUAAGUUUAAUAAAUCUCUAAUUUUACUCGCA
Messenger RNA from Bombus huntii, 3549 nucleotides. RefSeq names its product reversion-inducing cysteine-rich protein with Kazal motifs (gene Reck). Gene Ontology annotation, biological process: extracellular matrix organization. The transcript is spliced from 8 exons. Gene Ontology annotation, molecular function: protein binding; metalloendopeptidase inhibitor activity. Lineage: Eukaryota; Metazoa; Arthropoda; Insecta; Hymenoptera; Apidae. Gene Ontology annotation, cellular component: plasma membrane. Bases 1 to 2859 code for a protein of 952 amino acids. The record is from RefSeq and is a predicted model, not a curated record.